Pecten maximus is the source of this 1912-nucleotide messenger RNA. Its product is annotated as E3 SUMO-protein ligase KIAA1586-like. Bases 23 to 1912 code for a protein of 629 amino acids. Gene Ontology annotation, molecular function: protein dimerization activity. The transcript has 4 exons. The record is from RefSeq and is a predicted model, not a curated record. NCBI's taxonomy places the organism in Eukaryota, Metazoa, Mollusca, Bivalvia, Pectinida, Pectinidae.
GAAAAUUGGUUUGAAACAAAAAAUGUCUGUACUGGAACAGUUGUCAAUGAAAAAUGAGUCUGAUCUUAAAGCUGAAAAAGAAAGGAAUGCAAGUGUGUUGAAAAAACUGUUUCAAUCAAUAUACUUUAUCAUCAGGAAGAAAUGGGCCCAAACAAAUUUUGAAGAUUUUGUGAGAUUUGUUGCAAGUUUAGGUGUAGAGGAUAUUGCCAGGCAUAUUGAAAUCGCACCACCACAGGCUACUUACCUAUCAGUUAAAACUGCCACAGAAUUAAUUGAAUUAAUAGGGGAGAACAUUGAGCAAAGCCUACUGGACUCUCUACGCAAAGCCCCAUUUUACAGUUUGCUAGCUGAUGAGAGCACCGACGAGGCCAACAAAACACAAUUAUCUGUGUUUUGCCGCUGGUACCAUGAAAGUCACUCCAAUUUCACAGACCACUUCAUGGGUUUGGUUGAAGUUCAAAAGACAGACAGUGCCACCCUGAUGGAUGUCCUCCACGGUUUUCUCAUAGCAAAAGGGAUACCCAUUGAAAAAUGUCGGUUUGUUGCCUUUGAUGGCACCAACUCGAUGAGUGGCAUUCGUACUGGUCUUCAAAGACGAUUUAGGAACUAUGCACCAAAGAGCCUGUACAUCAACUGUCGCUGUCAUCGCCUUGCCCUCUGCCUUAAACAUUUGAUGAAAACAUUUCCUUUACUUGUUGAGGUAGAUGAGGCUUUACUUGCGAUAUGGAAAUUGUUCAAGUACUCCCCGCAAAGGUUUGCUGUGCUGCAAGAUGUUCAAGUUGUAUAUGGCAUGGACAAGUUGAUGUUGAUCAGGGCUGCUACAACUAGGUGGUUGUCACAUGGCAAAGCAUGCGUAAGGUUUAUUGAGAGGUACGAGUCGGUGCUUGAUGCUCUGGACCAAAUAUACCAACAAAAACGUGAACCAGAGGUAUUUGGAUUGAGAUCUAUUCUUGUACAGAAAAAUGUUGUUGCCAUGAUCUGCGUGUUGAGUGAUGUGUUGAAACCACUGAACCAUCUCAGCCUCUACCUCCAGAAAACAGAUGUUGUACUGUGCAAUGUGGAAGAGAAAGUGAAAGCAACAGUAACUGACCUGGAAGUCAUUAAAGAGACUUAUCUUGAAUUUCAAGAGAACAAUCAGAUUGGGGAUCAGUUAUAUGUCAGUCGUCUUUCAGAGUUGCUUCUCAUCAUCAAUGAAAGAACUGAUCUGCAAAGGCGUCACAGAGGUCACCUUGAGAACCUUGACAUCAAAGCAUUUAUUAAAGAUGUUGCUGUUCCAUUUAUAGACAGUUUGAUUGGAGAAAUCAAUGAUGCUUUCUACAUGCACCCUGUGUUUGAUGCUUUUCGGAAGGCUCUGGAUCCUAGUAUGAUCGAAGCCAAUGCCAGUGCUGUUGAUCUUCAAAACCAUGGAAAGGAGGCAUUGACUGUACUUUGUGGACACUAUGGGGAACCUGGAGAGGACAUUUUCCAAGGUCAUGUGACAAGAUGUGAGAGGGAUCUUGAUCCAGAUGCAACUGAAGCUGAAUACUGUGCCUUCAAGCAUCAAAUCAAAAUCAUGAAAAGAAUGAAAGCCAGAAAUCCACAGCCUUCCAAUAGUAAUGAGGGUGACCAGGUUAACAAUCUGCUGUCAAUGUUUUUAAAAGUCUCUGGGGAUCCUGUACUCCAAGAAUCUUUUCCAAUGAUGUGCAAGCUUCUGUACCUGGUGAACAUUAUUCCAGCAUCAACGGCCUCAGUGGAGAGGAGCUUUAGCCAAAUGGCUUUGCUAAAAACCCCAAUGCGCAGCAGAUUGAGUUGCAAGUCAAUUAAUGCAAUAAUGCGCAUUAACAUAGAGGGAGCCAGUACCCUGACGGAAUAUGAGUUAGAACAACUUGUUCAAAACUUCAAACUUGCAAAAGAUCGGCACUUGUCCCUGUAA